AUGACUGCGCCUGCCCAGAAGUCAGGAAGCAACAUUUUUCAACAACCUGCAAGCAACUCGGUCACCCAGACUUCAGGAAGUAAUCCAUUUGCGGCCGCACAAUCCAACAAGUCGAACCCUUUCCUGGGCAGCACGUCGAACGAGCCCAAACCAUCAUUCGGCUCUGCCCCUUCCGCCAACGGGAAUGGUCAGGCAAAGACUGGCGGCUUCAAGCCACCUCCAGGCCCAAAACGUCCGAAUGGGUCUGCUACGAACCCAUCUAGUACUCAAGGAGCGCCAUUUCGCAAAAAUGACCACCAUGGGCGGCAAGCCGAGCGGAAGACUCAGCCAAGGGGGCCACCUAGUGAAUUUGCAAACAAGAUCUUUAAGCAACUGGCGAAAGAUGGUAUCAAGGCGCCGGCAUGGCCGAAAGAUCCAAACGCACUGCGGCAAAAAGGCGCGAUGGAUGAUCUUCGCCAAGCGCAUCGUGCGUACCGAGAAAAGGCCCGAAAGUCGUUGAUGAAGGCAAAUCUCAUUGACGACCCCGACCAACGGCGCCGCUUAGAUGAAGCCUUGCCUUUCAAGGGCAUAUGCGAGGAGAAGUGCCCGGAGUGGGAGAAGAUACAGCGCAUCGUCGAGAGUGGCCUUUGGGGCCCCGAGGGCUACGAUGAAAAUGGAAGUCGGGUACCCGUCCCAGACAAGAUGAUCAAGCGUCUGGCACGCUCCGCUGCCGGCCAAGAAGCAGCGCUUCCGAUGGAUGUUCGAUCACCAGCAGCCUGCAGGCGGACCUUGGAUUAUCUGAUUGACGAGCUCAUUGCGGUGGAUGACCGAUUGCCGACUUACCACCACUUUGCCUGGGAUCGAUCCCGGGCGAUACGCAUUGAUUUGUCAAUGCAAACACCCUCCAUGUCACCAGACGAGAUCAAGGAUGAAAUCUACUGCUUGGAAACCGUUGUACGAUUCCAUGCAACUUCCGCCCAUCUGCUUGCGCGAUCCUGGUUCACCUACAAGGACUACUCUGAGCAGCAAGAAGUUGAACAGCUCAGCAAGGCGUUGAUGACUCUCAAGCAAAGAUACAAGGACUGCGCCGACAUGGGUAUCGUAUGCGAUAACGAAGCCGAGUUUCUGUCUUACUACAUUGUUUUCUUUGGCUGGACUUCAUCAUUGAAAGACACCGUCGAAAGUUGGGGCGAUGAGCUGAAUGCCACUGAAGCCAUUCAGACAGCCCUGUGCAUUAUCGAGUCCAUGCAAAACACAACCAUGUCGCAUGGCCCUCUAAAGCCAGAAUCACCCACGGAAGUCGCCUUGAAUGCUGCCUCGGUAUUCUUCAGUAUUGUGGCAUCCCCCAACAUCUCAUAUACCAUGGCUUGCAUAGCCGAGAUUCACUUUGGUGUCAUUCGUCAAGCAAUGCUCAAGACGAUUGUCAGAUCGUAUGCACGUCCAAGGGCCUCACCCAAAGACAUCACUGCCGGAUUCCUUCGGCAGAAACUUCGAUUCGACACGGAAGACGACGCCGUAGCUUUCGUGGAGCAGCACAACCUUGAAUUUAGGGAGGAAAAUGGGGCGCGUUACCUCUUCAUUGAUCCCCAAACUCAGCUCAGCAGACCACGUGUGACCCAAGCAUUUUCCCACGACAUUGUCGAGCGCAAACGCAAUGAGCGUCCUUUCACAGACGCCAUCCACGAAACCAUCUAUGAGGACACUAGUGCAACCAAGUUGAACGCUGGUACUGAUGAUGACACUCUGUUCGUGGAGUCGCCGAAAGAAUCAAUGAACGCGGUCGACGAUGUGGCGGCUGCUCAGUCGGACCUAGAGGACACAGAUACCUCAACAGAUCCCAAUGCACAGAGCAACGGUUCGGCAAACCUAUUUGGAGUGGCGCCAGCACAGUCUCAAUCUCCCGCUUUUGGUACCUCACAUGGGCCUUCCUUGUUCUCAAAGAAUGGUUCGAAUUUCGGGACAACAUCUACACCGCCAAAGACGAUCUUUGGUGAAGUAGGAACCAGCACAACCCCUCCAAACGCCAGUAUGAGUCUUUUUGGCAAGGCCUCAGGAGCACCGGGGCUGGCAAGGACACCAGAGACUACAGAUUCAGCAAAAAAAGUAACGUUUGGGGAGACGUCUGUGAAAUACAUAGAGUCUCGUGGCGAUGCCGAGAAAAGCCCAUCGGCAGGGUUAUUCAACUUUCUCAACACGAACUCCAGCAAUACAGCGCCACCAGUGACGACGCCACACACAAACGGUGCUUCUUGGUUUCCCACAAAUGCUGCCAACCCUUCUGCACCAAAGAAUGGAGGAGGCGAAUCCAUCUUUGCCGGGUCACAAGCACCGGUAGGUUCGGGCUUUAAAUUUCCUGGCCCCAGCGAGCCUGCCAGCAAGGACUUGUUUGGAGGUACAUCUCCAUUUGGUGUGCAAACUCCGGCAGAUACCAUCGAUACCUCCAGACAUCAGCAAAACCCAUCCAUCUUUGCCACGAAUUCGGAUUCGCAGCCUACUACUAGUUCCAGCAUCUUCAGCGCAAAUCCUUUGGAAUCGGCACCCCCGCCAGCCACCUCUGGUAUGCAAUCAAGUAUCCCGGCCAUAACCUCAUCUCAAAACAUGCCAACGACCACGUUCGGUGCACCUGGCAUCACUGCGACUGCCGCACCAAAGCAGCCAUCAAAGAAGCAGAGACUCGACAAGAUCGCCGAGUGGUUUGUCUGUGCCGAUCGUGGUUUACUGCAUGAUCUGGAAGAACACGUGGUGGAAGAACUCUUGCGAGACGUCUGGACGAAAUUUGUCGAGAUGGAAGAGGAGAGAAGAAAGAAGGAAGAGGAUGAGAAGUCGUGGGAAGAAGCCCGGAAAUUCCGAAUUUACAGCUUAUCAGUCAAGUAUUUCUACCGUUGGGUGGAAAUUUUCAGGAAACGUCGAGUGGUCAGUCGUAUCAAGAUGGAGAAGGAAAAAUUCCGAAAGUGGAAUGCGCCGGAGAAUGUAGCGAAACGGGAGGCAGCCGAGCAGGAUGCCAAGAAGAGGAAGCGCGAGGCAGUGAUUGGAUUGAUACAAGAAAGAGCAAGAGAGCAGGCAUCGAGGGAGAGCAGCUUGCGCCGCUCGACCGGAUCGCAAGCCAGUGUGGAGGAUGCGUUACUAGCAAGCGGCAUCUUCAAUGGGAUGCGGGACCCCAAGGCAACAGCGCGACAGGUUGCCAUGGACGAGGAUUCGGACAUGGGCAAGAUGCUGUCCCCAUCGGAAAUGCUCUAUAAACAAGAAACCAGACGGAGAGAGAAGCAUGGCCUGCCACCUUUGAAUCGGCUUCAGCAACCUCGAAUUUACAAGGAAGGAAGCAAAUCAGCCAAGCUUCGGGCCCAACUUUCCGGAAAAGACGCCAUGUCAAUAUCAACGGGUUCUUUCCGAAACUCGACCCUCAGCUCGAGCUACAGGUCCAGUCAAGGUGUCAACAGCAGCAGGGUGUCCAAGACCAAGAAGAGCAGAGUAUCAGAUCCCUACUGGCGUCUCAAGGCCAAUGGGAUGGUGCAGAUGCCAAAUGGAGAGUAUCUUCAUGAAUCGCUGGCUCUACCGAUGCUUCGAGAGGGCAAACGAUUCCGUGGCCUCGGAGAUUACGGCUUGCCACCAUCAGCAUCAGCAUCCCCUUGCGGAUCCGCUGCCGCCGAUGACGAGUUCUUUGAAGACAGACCAUCUUUGAUGCUGGGAGCGCUUGGAAGAAGCCGCGUCAGUCCAUCUCCGUCGGUCGCAUCUAAUAUAUCGUCGAAACGGAAGCGGGCGUCUUAUCACGCCGGCGAUGCCGAGGAUGAGGAUCUUGCCGCGUACAGGAGUGAAGCAUCGGCCGACGUUCGAAAGAGAGUCAGGAGCAAUGGUUCAAUCAGCAACGAACCUGAUCUACUCGCUCAGAUGCAAACACUGUUCAGUGAUGUUCAGGCUGAACGCAAAAGGUUAGAGUCGAGGUAG
Molecule: messenger RNA, 3921 nt
Organism: Pestalotiopsis fici W106-1
Lineage: Eukaryota; Fungi; Ascomycota; Sordariomycetes; Amphisphaeriales; Sporocadaceae
Exons: 1
Coding region: 1-3921 (1306 amino acids)
Biological process (GO): mRNA export from nucleus
Cellular component (GO): transcription export complex 2; nucleus; cytoplasm
Source: RefSeq, a predicted model, not a curated record